Electrophorus electricus (electric eel) is the source of this 1817-nucleotide messenger RNA. RefSeq names its product chemokine (C-C motif) receptor 9a (gene ccr9a). Lineage: Eukaryota; Metazoa; Chordata; Actinopteri; Gymnotiformes; Gymnotidae. The record is from RefSeq and is a predicted model, not a curated record. Gene Ontology annotation, molecular function: C-C chemokine binding; C-C chemokine receptor activity; scavenger receptor activity. Gene Ontology annotation, cellular component: external side of plasma membrane; membrane. Gene Ontology annotation, biological process: immune response; G protein-coupled receptor signaling pathway; cell chemotaxis.
AGUAUAAAGCUUCAGCGCAACAAAACAUUUCAGACAUAGACACUGACUGCGCAGUACGAGUGACUUGGUUUUUUGGCAGUUAACCGAAUUUUAUUUCAAAGGGAAGAAUGAAAAACGUGACAGACACUUUAGCAACAACGAUCAUGCAAUCAGUCAUAACCUAUAACGAUUAUGAUGAAGGGUCUAUGACCGACUAUUACAACACUUUGGAGUCCCCAUGUGACAAGAGUGAUGUGCGAACCUUUCGCAAACAUUACGAGCCUCCGCUCUACUGGCUCAUCGUCAUCCUGGGCUCCAUGGGCAACUUUCUGGUCAUCUGGAUCUACACCCAGUUCAAGAACCGCCUGAAAACCAUGACGGACGUGUACCUGCUGAACCUGGCCGUGGCGGACCUGCUCUUCUUGUGCACGCUGCCCUUCUGGGCUGCGGACGCUGUCAACGGCUGGACCUUCGGAACAGUUCUGUGCAUAGCCGUGUCGGCGGUCUACAAGAUUAACUUCUUCAGCAGUAUGGUCCUGCUCACCUGCAUCAGCGUGGACCGCUACAUCAUGAUCGUGCUGAACACCAGAGCACACAACUUCAAGAGCAGCCUGCUGAAGUGCAGCAAGAUGACAUGUGUGGUCAUCUGGUUGCUGGCUGUGGUGCUGGCCAUACCCGAAUUCCUCUUUGCGCGCUCUAAAGUGGACAUGGAAGGCAACCGCUUCUGUGCCAUGGUCUAUUGGAACAAUGAAAAUAACCGCACAAAGAUACUGGUGCUCGUUCUCCAGAUCUGCGUGGGGUUCUGCAUUCCUCUCCUGGUGAUGGUCUACUGCUACGCCCAUAUUGCCCACACCUUGCUGAAGGCUAAGAACUUUGAGAAGCACAAAGCCCUGCGUGUUGUCCUGGCGGUCGUGGCAGUUUUUGUCCUCUCUCAGCUGCCGUACAACACCAUGCUGGUGGUGGCGGCUACCCAGGCAGUGAACACCACCAUCACGAACUGCAACCAAGCGCAGAGCUUCGACGUCGCCACCCAGGUGCUGAAGAGUGUGGCUUACACACACUGCUGCCUCAACCCUUUCCUGUACGUCUUUGUUGGCGUUCGUUUCAGGAACGACCUCAGAAGACUGUUCCAGGCCUGCCUGCCAGGCAGCAGCAAGAAAGGAAAGCACCGCACCUCCAUGAUGUUCGAUAUGGAGAGCACCACGGCUUUCUCACUGUGAAGGCCCACGCAGGAAGAUUUUGGGGCACGGAGAGUCAGUGUUCCACGUUCAAAGGACGAACUCCAUCUUAACAAGGGACUUGCCGCCUGCUGUUCUGGCGGGGCUCAAUAACAAUGCCGAGUGACACCUGAUAAUCAAACAUUCUAGAAAAAGUGGGAUGGGGCACAUUGAGACGGCGAAGCCCAGAAAGCUGAGAAGGAAUGUUCACCUCCCUCUGAAGACUGGUAAUGCCGAGCUCAGUGAGACAUGUUGGGUAAAUCCAGACACCUUUCUAAAGAUGGACUGUUAAGUUAAAUCCUUUCAAUUCAAAGGAUAUUGAAUUUGUCUUUUUUAGCAUUAUAUUUCUUCUGUUUACACUGAGUUCUAAAAGCUAUGAAUGAAAAGCUUCCAUUUCUUUCUCUAAGCAAAAUAUUCUGGACUCAUUGCUUUUUUGCCCAUUUCGUAAAUUUGGUGCAAGAAUGUUGUAUUUGUACAUCUGUAUGUGUUUACUGUUUUUAUGCUGCUGUAUGCUCAGUGCGUUCAGUGCGAAUGAGUUCAGGACCAAACUGAGCCAACUGUGACAUGCACAUGCUGCUGUUUUUGUACCAACAGAAUGAAUUAAAUUCCAGUUAAAAUAUA